Molecule: messenger RNA, 1283 nt
Organism: Meloidogyne enterolobii
Lineage: Eukaryota; Metazoa; Nematoda; Chromadorea; Rhabditida; Meloidogynidae
Source: the annotation of a GenBank genome assembly
AUGUCUCAUUUUUAUUUAAAAUUUUUAUUUCCCUUAAUUUUAUUAAAUUUAUCCCUAUUACUCAUAAAAAGCGACUUGUGUAAAUUUCCUAAAGCAAAGGGGAACCAAACUGUUGAUGAGACUAUACCCCUAAAUAAAGAUAAAGAUUUUGGGUUUAUUCGUCUGAUAGCUUCUCCAAAGUUGGGAAGCUGUACAAUUGACUUUAGUAAGAAAAUGUCGCCUAUAUUAUUGUUAUCUAAUGGGGUGACUGUUAGUAAUUUAAUUAUUGGAACUGAAUCUUCUUCGGGCAUUUGGUGUAGUGGAAGCUGUACUUUGAAGAAUGUUUAUUUUGAACGUGUCUGUACCCACGCCGCAGCUUUUAAUGCAACAACAGACUUUACAAAAACUGAUAGACGUUCAUUUACUUAUACAGUUGAGGGAGGUGCUGGACUCCAUGCUUUAGAUAAAAUGUUUGUACAGUCUGGCCCCGGCAAAACAAUAAUUAAUAAUUUUUGUGGGGAUGGAUUUCAAAAAGUUUGGCGGUCGUGUGGCACGUGUAAUGAUGAAGUGAGUCAAAAUUCUAAACAAAGAACUGUUACUAUAACAAAUUCGAAUUUUACUGGCAAAGGACAUGUAAUUGCAUCCGGGAAUGCCCCUUAUAAUGACAAAGUUUCCUUCAAUAAUGUCAAAAUAUUUGGUUAUAAAAAUCGUUCAACAAGAGUUGUCUAUGCCUGUGGAGAAGUUAAACCAGAAGUAAGUGAAGAUCAUUUAGAUACAGGAGCUUCAAAUUGGUAUAUACCUGGGCGUGCUGGUACUGGAACUGUUUGUAAUUAUCCAGCUUCGGCAGUCAAAAUUGUUAAUUAACUGAAAGCUUUAUAUUUAGAAUAUAGUAAUGUUAUUUAUUGUGAAUAGUUUUAUAAUUAAACAUUUGAUAAAUUUAAAAAGCUUUGUGUCUAGAGAUCGGCCCGGGUGUGGACCAAGGCCUGGGUUUUUCCUGUACCUAGUCCAGGCCCGGGCAUUUUUUGACCUUCCUGGGGUUUUCCUGGGCUUGGGUUUUUCCUGAACUACAGACCCAGUGUCCGGUCCAGGUCAAUAAAUCAAACCCAAAGCCCAAGGACAGGCCCAGCCUUUUCAAAAAUACCGAUCUCUACUUGUGACUUUACGCUGGUUGAAGUUUCACAUAAAUUGUGAAUAUACGAUAUUACUAACAGGAACUUUAAAUUUAUCUAAUAUUAUAUUUUUUUCUAUUUUUCUUACUUCAGUUUUUUACUUCCUAUUUGUUUUACGGAUUUCUUUCCUGAGUG